ACGUACCAUAGUUGCAUCUCAAUCUCCCGCCAUAAUCAAUCCGGAAACUGAAAAUGGCUUCCGACUCUUCUCCAGGACCUACGUCAACUGAUGACUUAAUUUCAAGCCCAGGCAGGAACACACUUUCUCCUGCGAACAAUACUCGCAACAGCCGUCGAAAGCGCGGUCGUCCAUCUGCGGCAGUUGGGACGCCGCCAGUACCAUCACAUUCCCGCUAUGUUGGCACACCUGAACCAUCCCCAACACCCAAUUCCACGGCCCCAUCAUCGCGUCGUGGUGGUAGAGGGAGAUCCGGCUCCGUGCCCCUGACGUCUCCUUCGACCGACGAUGUAGUCCCUUCAUCCGAAGGUGGAGAAGAAGACGAAGCAAAUGGAUCCCCUGCAAUGUUUGUUUGGGGAACCAAUAUCAGCGUGCAAGACGUGAACGCUGCGAUCUUGAGGUUUUUGAGGCAUUUCCGCGAACACGAGUCGCACACUGACGGGAAAUACAUGAAAGCCAUCAACCACGUCAUCGAGAUCGAAGGGGAGUCGUUGGAAGUCGAUGCUAACGAUGUAGAUGCCUAUGAUAGCGACCUGUAUACGAAGAUGGUGAGGUAUCCCUUAGAAGUUCUUGCCAUAUUCGAUAUUGUGCUGAUGGAUAUGGUUAGUAGAAUCAAUCCAUUAUUCGAGAAGCACAUACAAGCGCGGAUUUUUAAUUUGAAAACGUCAACUUCCAUGAGAAAUCUCAACCCAGCUGAUAUUGAGAAAAUGGUGUCAUUGAAAGGAAUGGUUAUCAGAUGCAGUUCGAUUAUUCCCGAAAUCAGGGAAGCAGUGUUCAGAUGCAUAGUGUGUGGGCACUUUUCUGAACCCAUUGUUGUAGACAGAGGGCAAAUCAGUGAACCAACCAUAUGUAUGAAGGAAGAGUGCAAAACAAAGAACUCAAUGACAUUAGUUCACAAUAGAUGCAGGUUUGCAGAUAAACAAAUUGUAAGACUCCAGGAGACACCUGAUGAAAUCCCUGAAGGGGGUACACCUCACACAGUGAGCUUGCUGAUGCAUGACAAAUUGGUCGAUGCUGGAAAACCUGGUGACAGAGUUGAGGUAACUGGGAUAUACAGAGCUAUGAGUGUGAGAGUUGGCCCAACUCAAAGAACUGUGAAGUCUUUAUUCAAGACUUAUAUCGAUUGUCUUCAUUUAAAGAAAACUGAUAAAUCAAGAAUGAAUGCUGAAGAUCCAAUGGAAACUGAACAGAACUCUACUCAAAAUGGUGAAGAACCCCGUGUGGAUAAUGAAGAGCUGGUUGAGAAACUGAAAGAGCUAUCAAAACAGCCUGAUAUAUACGACAUGCUUACAAGAUCUUUAGCUCCAAACAUAUGGGAACUAGAUGAUGUGAAGAAAGGACUUCUUUGUCAGCUUUUUGGUGGAAGUGCUUUGACACAUGAUACAGGAGCCACAUUCAGGGGAGACAUUAAUAUUCUUUUAGUAGGUGAUCCUGGAACCAGUAAAUCCCAGCUUUUACAAUACAUUCACAAAUUAGCUCCCCGUGGGAUUUACACAAGUGGAAGAGGAAGCUCAGCCGUUGGAUUGACUGCUUAUGUGUCCAAAGAUCCUGAAACUGGUGAAACUGUUUUGGAGAGUGGGGCUUUGGUUCUUAGUGACAGAGGCAUUUGCUGUAUUGAUGAGUUUGAUAAAAUGUCUGAAAACGCAAGGAGCAUGUUACAUGAGGUGAUGGAACAACAAACUGUGUCAAUAGCAAAAGCAGGGAUAAUUGCGUCAUUAAACGCAAGGACUUCAGUUUUAGCAUGUGCAAAUCCAAGUGGCUCACGUUAUAAUCCUCGUUUAUCUGUAAUUGAUAACAUACAUCUUCCCCCAACAUUGCUCUCAAGGUUUGAUUUGAUUUAUUUACUUCUUGACAAAGCUGAUGAGGUGACAGAUAGGCGACUUGCCAAACAUAUUGUUGCAUUGCAUUUUGAAAAUCCCGAGAAUUCAGAGCAGAAUGUGAUAGACAUUCCAACCUUGACUGCUUAUUUGAGUUAUGCUAGAAAAAACAUACAUCCGGAAUUGUCUGAUGAAGCUGCUGAAGAGUUGACACGUGGCUAUGUUGAAAUGAGAAGAAGAGGGAAUUUCCCAGGAAGUAGUAAAAAGGUGAUAACAGCUACUCCUAGACAAAUUGAAAGUCUGAUACGUCUCAGUGAGGCUUUGGCUAGAAUUAGAUUUUCAGAAUUGGUGGAGAAAAAAGAUGUUGUGGAGGCUUUUCGGCUUCUUGAAGUUGCAUUACAGCAAUCUGCAACAGAUCAUGCUACUGGAACUAUUGAUAUGGACCUGAUAACAACUGGUGUGUCUGCAAGUGAAAGAAUGAGAAGGGACAAUUUGGUAGGGAUGACUCGAAAUAUCAUCAUGGAAAAAAUGCAAUUAGGAGGUCCAUCUACUCGAAUGCUAGAGUUGCUGGAAGAGCUGAAGCAGCAAAGCAAUAAUGCUGAACUUCACCUUAAUGAUCUACGAAAUGCACUUGGUAGUCUUGCAAGUGAGGGAUUUGUGGUGAUCCAUGGUGACAGUGUUAAACGAUCAUGUCUCAGGCUGCCAGUAGACAAAGAUGGCAACGAAUACUCCGUUUGGCUCAAGAAAGGAUGGCUAUGGCUAUGGUCCAACAAUCCUACGAUGAUAGCUUACAUACCCUUUCCAUGGUUGCACUCUAAAGGUCUUUAA
Molecule: messenger RNA, 2684 nt
Organism: Lactuca virosa
Lineage: Eukaryota; Viridiplantae; Streptophyta; Magnoliopsida; Asterales; Asteraceae
Source: the annotation of a GenBank genome assembly